AUUGACUGCAAUUGCCCUUCCUCGACGAUCUGAGUCCUCCUAUUCAGAGCUUCUUGGGGCCCUGGCACGAUGAACAAUCUCCAAAGGGUGAAUCCAUCCAAGGGUCUGAUGAACAUCAACCAUGCUAUGUCUCCUCUCUCAAUGUGCCGGCAAUGCCUGCGCAACACCCUGCGCAACCAGUUCCAUCGACCUCGACUCCAGCCGCCCCUCGUCGCGCGCCGUACAGCCUCAACGGAUGGCAGCAAGCCCAUCGUACUCGAGCAGCCCGACAAAUUCCGCCCACCCUCGCAUCCCGCGCGAUUGGGUCGUCCGCGUCGGCCGCCCGCGGCGUACAAUCAAGGAACGACAACAGAGGAAAAAGAGAGGCAGAAGAGCAAGUCCUACCCGCACAUGUUCCCUAACAAGGGUACCUUUAUGCAUUGGUUCUUGACGGAUCGGUGGAUUCAUCUUUGGAUUACGAUGGGCACGCUCACAAUCCUCGCUUGCAUCACCUUCACCCAGUCAUUCAUGCGGACGUCACCCUACGCACACCUGAUCCCUCCCAUAUCCUCGUUACCGCUCCACCCGAUAAACUACAUCCGGGAAACCCUGUCCGUGCUCCGCCUCCACGUCGACUACGAGACGGCCAAGACGAACGAGUCGCGGCAGCAGAAGAUCCUCGACGCCCAGAAACGCAGGCUGUACCGGCGCGCCCACGGCCUAGAGGACCUCAACGCGGACGAGGACCAGGGCAUCGACGUGCGGGGCCUGGUCCCUUGGGACGACGGGCUGACGGCCAAGGAGAGGGAAAAGGGCGGCAGGGACAUGGUGCUCACGGGCCGCGACAUGAUUGCGCUCGGCGGAGUCCCUGGAAAGGCCGGCGCACAGGAGGACGUGGACGAGUUCGCCCGCAGGCUGGAGACGGAGCAGGGCGAGCGGGUCAAGCUGCUCAAGGAGAAGGGCGUGGAUGCCGUGGUCAAGGCCGAGGCCGAGGCCAAAGCCAGGGGCAUCAGUGUCCAAGACGCACUCCAGCAACAGGAGCUGCGCGUCCAAGAGAUGCAGGACCCGGACCAGGGCCAGGAUCUUCAGCAACUGCAGCAGCAGCAGCAGAAGCGGAAGAGGAAGCUGUGGCUAGGUAUCUGGUGAUCUUUCAACAAGAGGAAUUUUGGCUGUAAAAGAGCGUUAGACUUGCGGCUCGGGCUCAAUGCAAGACUCCCUGCUAUUGAAUGUUAUAAGUCGAAAAGAAGUUCCGAACCACUCUGACUCAAAAAAACCAGACAUCACACGGGGAUAGAUAGCCACGCCACUGGAAGAACGAGCUGAGAAGUCGAGUGUACAACGUAUUAAAAUGUCUGUCUACCUGACAAGAGGGUACCUGAAUUGCAAUUGCAGCCCUGGACCCACGUUCUAUGUUCCCCUCCCGUCGCCCAUGAAAUCAUAUAUGCGAUAUAUAUGCGGGUAGAUAGUG
This is a messenger RNA of Cladophialophora immunda, 1447 nucleotides long. RefSeq lists its product as uncharacterized. The coding region runs from base 70 to 1125 and encodes 351 amino acids. The transcript is spliced from 2 exons. The record is from RefSeq and is a predicted model, not a curated record. Lineage: Eukaryota; Fungi; Ascomycota; Eurotiomycetes; Chaetothyriales; Herpotrichiellaceae.